GUGGAGGAGAGCCAAAUGGAGGGCGGCUGCGGUGGUGGAUGCAGAGGCAGGCUCUCAGGCGGCAGCCUGCUACCUCACUCAGGCUGUGAUUCCCUCUUAGGCUUCAUACCAUGGCUCAGUUGCCAAGGAAGCCCCAACGAGGACCAAAUGAAUCACUGUGUGAAAGCCUUCCAGGAGAGAACGCAGAGAUACAAGGAACAGCAGCAGGAACUGAACUGCUGUGUGGCUCGCGCCCAGGUCCUGAAGCCCAUCUGCUCCGAGGACACAGUGCUGUGGACGCUGCAUGAGUAUGCCAAGAAGUAUCACCCCCUGACUCUGGAGUGCAAGAAUGUGAAAAAACCGCUGGAGGAGCCGCCCAUCCCUGGCUGGGCAGGCUUUUUGCCCAGAGCCAGGGUCACCGAAUUUGGCUGUGCCACAAGGUAUACCAUCAUGGCCAGAAAGUGCUACGAGGACUUCUUGAAUCUGGUGGAGCAGGCCAAGAGGGCACGACGGAAAUCUUAUGAACAGAUAUAUAGUGUGAGCUCCACCCAGCCUCCUGAUGCGUCUCCAAAAGUAUCACAGCGUCAUGGUCUCCCACCUGAAUACCCAGAAUCCUCUGUGCCAGGUCAAACACCCCCAGGCGAGGGCUCCCGAGCUCCUGGAACCUGUGGCUGUGCUCAGUGGUCCAGUCUGUCAUGCAGCAGGAAUGUGUAUGGGGAGCCACCAUCCUCAGCAAGGAAUUUUGCAGAGGCUUAGAAUCCCGCCUCCUCCCAAGAGAUGUGAGCCUUAAGGGAGUUCAGAAGCCUGCUGCGUUUGCAUCAAAACCAGCCGCUCACACUCUUUGAGCAAUGAGGAGAUUUAAUAAUAAUUCUUUAACCACUAUCUGUGCCCUGAGUGACUGGCAAUGUCACCCAUGACAAUCUUUGAGUAGAGAAGUUACCUCUCAA
Messenger RNA from Myodes glareolus (Bank vole), 926 nucleotides. NCBI's taxonomy places the organism in Eukaryota, Metazoa, Chordata, Mammalia, Rodentia, Cricetidae. The record is from RefSeq and is a predicted model, not a curated record.